Molecule: messenger RNA, 1045 nt
Organism: Benincasa hispida (wax gourd)
Lineage: Eukaryota; Viridiplantae; Streptophyta; Magnoliopsida; Cucurbitales; Cucurbitaceae
Product: ethylene-responsive transcription factor ERF104-like
Biological process (GO): regulation of DNA-templated transcription; ethylene-activated signaling pathway
Molecular function (GO): DNA-binding transcription factor activity; DNA binding
Source: RefSeq, a predicted model, not a curated record
UGGGAAGUUCUUGUCUCUUACCUCCAAUUGAAAGUCUCUCUCUGUAUAUAUAUAUGUAUAGAUAUAUCAUAUAUAUACCUCUUCAUCUUCAUAAAUCCUGAAAAAAAAAAAAGAAAGAACCAUCAUCUGAUCUGAAACUUAAAUCCUUAAUCUCUCUCUGAAAAUGGCAUCCUCAGAAGAAUUCUUAACCAUAGAAUUCAUCACCCAAUUUCUAUUGGGAGAUUUCUCAGAUCAUCAAACCCAUUUCCCAACGGAUUCCCCCUAUCUCCAUCCCAUCAAAUUGGAAGAUUUCUUCUUCGAUUCCCCAAUUCCGCCGCCGCCGCCGCCGCCGGAGAUCUCCGACAAUGAGACGAAGCCGGGCGAAGUUCUAGACCCAUCGACGCCUGAGCCUGAUGUGUCGGAGCAGAUCCGUGGGGCCGAGACGGAAGCUGCCGUGGUAGGGGCAAGUGGCGGGAAGGGGAGGAGGCAUUUCCGGGGAGUGCGGCGGCGGCCAUGGGGGAAAUUUGCGGCGGAGAUCCGUGACCCGACCCAGAAAGGAAGCCGGGUUUGGUUAGGGACUUACGACAGUGAUAUAGACGCAGCUAAGGCUUACGAUUGUGCGGCGUUUAGGCUGAGAGGGAGAAAAGCCAUUUUGAAUUUUCCAUUGGAAGCCGGGGAACCCAACCCGCCGGCGGAGGCUGACCGGAAAAGGAGAAAGGGGCAGAAAUGGAGGACUGUUCCUAAGGCAUUGAUGGCAAUGAAUGAGAAGUGAAUGCUAAUAAGUGGAAAUUAAAUUGGAAAAAAAAAAAAAAAAAAAACUAUGAACUACAUGUAUGAUUGGGUUAAAGUUAAAUGUAACUUUUUUUUUUGCUAAAGUUAAAUGUUUUUUUACUACUCUGGAGAUGGAAGAUCAUUUCCUAAGAAGAAGUAGGUGAAAGAUCAAAUGUGUAACUUCUAAAGAAGAAGAUUAUGUUAAUGAUUAAGUUCAUUUUGACAGUUAAAUGUAAUACUUAAUAUGCUAGCUAAUUUUAUGUAAAUAUGAGUGGUUACUUUUAUCCUGGUUUAA